GUAAGUCCGUUUGCGAUCAUAUUUCAUAUUAAAUUUUUAUGUAUCGCACGUAGUGCAGCCUCUUCGCCGUUCGGCAGUAAUUCAGCAGUAUUGCUUCAGCAUCGCAACAAAUAUGUGAUUAUCAAUAAUAAUGGAGGGACAUGAAUCACACUCUGAGAGUGGAGAAGGGAAUCGUUCCCGCUAUGUUACAGCCCUGUCAAGUGAUGAUGUUAACGAGCGAAAUGACCGAGUAUUUAUGCAAGACACAAUUGAAAUGGCAAAAAUAGAGAACGAAGAGAAAGGGCAGUAUGUCAACGGAAUACCAUUUUCAGAUAAUAUGUCAGAAGAAGAAGUACAGAGGAGACUCCGUUUACUUAAUACGGGUGAAGGUGAAAAAAAGUACGGCGAGAGAGUUCAGAACUUGUGCCAAAAAUUAAAGCAGAAUAGAGAAGAACAAGAGGAACUGCAGAAACGGUUGAAUGCUCUAAAGGAAAAUGAGCGAAAGUUGAAGAAAGAGAUAGAGAAGUUAAACAAUACCCAGAAGAAAGCAGACUCAACAACAAUGGAAGCGGAUAAGGAGUCAAAUAAGUGGCGUCAGAAAAUACAAGAGCUAGAAGACAGGAGCCAAGAUGCUUCGCAAACAGUACAAGCUGAUACUGCAGAUGGAAAUGAACCAAAAAUGAGUGAUGCUAAAGCUGUGAAACAUGGGAAGAAAACUGGCUGUCACAAUGACCCAAAAGAAGUAACACAAAGGAUGGAGGAAGAUCUCUAUGAUCCAGGUUCUGGAAUUGACUCUACGGAGGAGAAUAGUUCUGAUGAUGACAGAAACCAGGAAGAAGGUGUUCAACAACAGAGUGAAGAGCAACCUAAAAAGAGUUUCUGGGGGCGUCUAAAGAAGGGAAAGAAAAAUGAUCAACAACAGAGUGAAGAGCAACCUAAAAAGAGUUUCUGGGGGCGUCUAAAGAAGGGAAAGAAAAGUGUUCAACAACAGAGUGAAGAGCAACCUAAAAAGAGUUUCUGGGGGCGUCUAAAGAAGGGAAAGAAAAAUGUUCACCAACAGAGUGAGGAGCAACCUAAAAAGAGUGUGUGGAAGAUCUGGAAGCGUCGAAAGCGGGGAAAGAAAAAUGAGAGAUAUGGCAGGUUUCGAGACAAUGAUAAUCAAGGAGGCGACUUGGCAGAUGAUGGGGAGUCAGUUUGAAUAGAAACCUGAUCAUCUCCAUAGAAUUGCUGCACUGUGGAUUUUAAAGGAAGGCCAACCUAAUAUUCUAAAACUGUUUGAAUGUAUUCUUCAAGUUUACCUUGUCUACGUAAAUUUCAACAAAAGGAAGAAACAUUUUUUUGCUUAAUUCUUAGUGUCUCACCAUACAAUGCAUAUAUUGAACCUUAAAAUAUGAAUAUUUUAAUUUUAAAAGAUCUUGCCAAGCUCUUUGGAGCUUUUAGUUUUAAUAUA
Messenger RNA from Pocillopora verrucosa, 1429 nucleotides. The record is from RefSeq and is a predicted model, not a curated record. NCBI's taxonomy places the organism in Eukaryota, Metazoa, Cnidaria, Anthozoa, Scleractinia, Pocilloporidae.